GAUCUAAGUGAUCAUGAAAGCCUUGUUAAGGCAAUCAGGCAAGUUGAUGUUGUAAUAUCCACACUAGGUGGACAACAAAUAGAUGAUCAAGUGAAGCUCAUAGCAGCAAUAAAAGAAGCUGGAAACAUCAAGAUUAUAUGUCGUCAUUACAACAUUUGUGUUAGUGUUUUCCCUGUAACUGCAUCCCCGCACUCGUUGUCAUUGACACUGAGCAUCUUUCGAGCGUCAUGGUGACACCGCCAAGGUCCCCUCCGCAGUCAGAUGGUAAUUCGGAGCCACAACCUAAGAAGACACGACAAAGCACACGUCUUAGAAGGUUGACUUUAAGAGGUUUAGAUCAGCCUAGACCAAUAGUUAAUGUGGAUCCUGCAACUGGAAGAGCAUCAGGCCCAGAGAAGCAAAAGUUCCACAGUUUUUUAGGGGUUGUAGCUCGAGAAAAGAUCCCCAUUGUCCACAGCAAUUGGAAAAAUGUGCCAGAAACUCUUAAGGACAUGGUAUGGGGGGACAUUUUGGCUAAAUUUGAUAUCCCAGAAGCUGAAAAGGCCAAGAAAAAAGUAAUGUCCACGGUGGGCACUAGAUGGAGGCAAUUUAAGUCUUCGCUAACCACUAAAUUUGUCUAUGCUGACACACAAGCCGGACAGGAAGAAAAUCCUUCAGCAAAAUAUGGUAUGGAUAAACAAACUUGGGACGAAUUUGUUGCAAGUCGCAAGACCCCGGAUUGGCAGGAAAUUCGGAAAAAGGCAAAGGAGAGUCAAAAAUACAAUGACUGCCCCCACGUACUGUCUCGUGGGGGUUAUGACUUGCUUGAGAAAAAAAUGUUAGAUGAGAAAACAAAGCAAAGACAACAGCAGGCACUUUUGACUGAGAAUCCAUUGUCUGAUCUGGAGGAGCCGCCAUCUCCCAUUAAAAGGCACGUGAAGUGGAAAAUGGCUAGAACCAAACGAUAUGGCCAGAUGACAUCAAAGGCAGCAAAAGAAAUUUCGGAUAGAAUUGACUCGUUAGAAGAGCAGACGACACAGGGUAGUUUUGUUCCCCAUGGUCGGGAUGACAUCUUGAAUACGGCCAUUGGCAAACCGGAACAUCCAGGUCGAGUUCGUGCAGCGGGAUCUGGUAUGACCCUUACUCAAUUUUAUGGUAGGGCAACACGUACGUCGAGUAGUUCCUCAGCAACACUAAUGCAACAACAGUGGGCUGACAUUAUUGGAAACAUAAAGGAACAAGUAAGGAAUGAAUAUGAAGAACAACACAAGAGGAGUCUGGAGGAAUUUAAGAAGGAGUUGUCCAGUCAGAUCUUCAUUCAAUUGAGUCAGAUGGGAUCACAAUACUCUCCCCUUAUUGAGGUGGAUUUACAGGCAUUGGCUGCACGUCUUAGCACUAAAGGAAGUAAUGUAGAAACUGCUGAUGUUGACCCAUCAGGCGACAAAAAUGUGAGCUUAAAACCCACUAUGGGGUUAUACGUGCAACGACAAAAUACUACAGUGUUGGUGGCCUUGGGGAAAAUAUGUGAGGGUGGAUCAGCCAUUCACAAUGUCACUUAUGCUGAUGAUGUUGUGAGGGUGAGUGUUGACAAAGUUAUAGAAGGUGAUGCCGAAGUGCCCUUCCCGACAUCAGAGAUUCAAUAUGUCAAGCAGGCUCUUCAAACAUUCAUUGCAUGGCCAACAAAUCUUGUGAAAAAAGUGUCACAUGAGGAGUCCGAUACUAGUCCAAAGAAACUUCCUGAAACAGAUGAAAGAGGGACGAAUGAUUUUGACCAUGAUCCGUUGCGUCAACUGAUUAAGAGCCUAUAUUUCAUGUACGACACACCUGUUGAGUUGAAGUGGGAUGGCAGCAAAUUUGGGCUUUCAAAUGUUGAUGCUUCAUUCUUCUUGACAUUCUCUGAUGUAAAUGAAAUAGUAGCUGGAUACAAAUGUUUGAACAUAUCUAUACUACAGUUAUGGAUGUUGUUUUUGGAUGAGUGGAGCUCUACUUUGGGUCAUGCUUCCGUGUAUGGAUUCCUUGAGCCACAAUCGAUACACAAUGCAAAGGAUCGACGUGCUGAAUGUGAGCAUUACUUACAAGCAUGGCUCAAGGAAUCGCAACGAGAGGUGUACCUAGGAGCUUACUUAAAUCAGGGCCAUUGGCAACUGGUAGUACUGUGUCCUGCGACCAAUGUUGUUGCAUGGUUUUGUUCGUUACGUAAGAAGCCUGAUACUCAUAUCAAAACUGCAAUUAACAAUGCAAUGAAGUCAGCAAACACAACCGCGGAUGGUACAAAUAAUCCAGCAACUCCUAAGUGGGUUGAAGUCAAGAGCCAUGUACAAAGCGGAGGGUAUGAGUGUGGCUACUACGUGAUGCAUUGGAUGUGGAACAUCGUCGGUGGGGGUUUAAAGAAUGAUUGGAGCAUGUGGUUUCUUGAUGGAACGGCGUUAGACAACGAAACAAUUACAACGAUUCGCCAGAAAUGGGCAGCAUAUUUUCUUAAAGUUCAAAGCAUUCAAUGUACAAAGUCUUAGUUGACAUAGGAAAUCUUUUGGUUAUUGUGAACAUUACUGAGACAAAUGUCACUAUAUUGGCUUGUAUUUAUUUGGAAAUAUAUUUAUGAAACUUUGUGUUUUGUUGUCUC
Molecule: messenger RNA, 2602 nt
Organism: Glycine soja
Lineage: Eukaryota; Viridiplantae; Streptophyta; Magnoliopsida; Fabales; Fabaceae
Exons: 12
Coding region: 228-2492 (754 amino acids)
Source: RefSeq, a predicted model, not a curated record